This is a messenger RNA of Aphis gossypii (cotton aphid), 500 nucleotides long. RefSeq lists its product as uncharacterized. The coding region runs from base 120 to 500 and encodes 126 amino acids. NCBI's taxonomy places the organism in Eukaryota, Metazoa, Arthropoda, Insecta, Hemiptera, Aphididae. The record is from RefSeq and is a predicted model, not a curated record. The transcript has 3 exons.
CGGAUGUUUUGUACCUGCAACAUUUGCUCAGUUUCGUAUUUGUGAUCGAUUGUUUACGAGAAUUGGUUUUGGAGACUGCAUAGAAUCAAAUGCGUCUACUUGGGUUUUAGAGUUAUCAUAUGGAGGCAUUACCCUCGAAGGAUUCUGAGAGUAGAUUGACUUAUACUUAUAAAUUAUGUCCUAGAGUAACGAAUAUUGAUGACUAUGGACUAAUCUUGGCAAGGGAUGUAAAAAUGCCUGAACAUUUAAUUGAAAAUGCUAUAGUAAUUGAAAAAUGUUUACGUCAAACAAGAGUAGCGUUACCAGACAAUCCAUCAAAUGAAGCAGACAUGAUUUUAGAUAAUUGUAUUCAAAAACUAUUAAACAUGAAAGAUACAGAAUGUCUCAGUAUAUCCAACAUUCAAUCGGUUGUAUUAGAUAUGAUGAAUAAAUUAAAAGAGAACAGAAGGAAAAAUAUUGAUCCAUUGGAGGAAAGUAUAGACUCUGAUGAUGAAAUAUAG